This is a messenger RNA of Elgaria multicarinata webbii, 2182 nucleotides long. RefSeq names its product mitochondrial transcription rescue factor 1 (gene MTRES1). Gene Ontology annotation, molecular function: RNA binding. Bases 109 to 801 code for a protein of 230 amino acids. The record is from RefSeq and is a predicted model, not a curated record. Gene Ontology annotation, biological process: regulation of mitochondrial transcription. Gene Ontology annotation, cellular component: mitochondrion. The transcript has 4 exons. Lineage: Eukaryota; Metazoa; Chordata; Lepidosauria; Squamata; Anguidae.
ACCCCGCCGCGGGAGUAGGGCGCGAGCGAGCCGUUCGUCUCAGGGCAGGGAACUGCCACUUCCCGGCGAAGGCGCUGCAAAUCGGAAGAAGGGCCCUGCGGGUAUGCUAUGACGGGUUGCAGGCUGCCUCUUGGUGCUUUUAGAAAUCUAAAUGUCUGGCUUGGACUCUUGGAGAAUCCUCCUUAUAAACUCUGCACACCUUGGAGGAGGUUUCUUUCUUCUGCAAGCCAUCAGCCAGUAGUGACAAUCACCCAGAAACAUUUCUGCGUUUCUCCCAUUAAAUGCCAUGCAUUUUUAAUACCUUUGCCCCCAAACAUGCCAAGGAUUUCUGUGAGACUUAAGAGCAAUAAAAGCUCUCGAAAGAACAUGAAACAAACUUUGCAAGAGGAGACUGACGAGGAGGAGGAGGAGGAGGAGGAGGAGAAAAGUGAUUCAGAAGAUGAGUUUGAAGAUGAUUCUACUGUACUGAAAGACUACAAAGAUCUUGAAAAAGUAGUACAGUCUUUUCGGUUCGAUGUAAUCAUGAAGGCUGGUCUAGAUAUUGCAAGAAACAAAGUGGAAGAUGCGUUCUACAAUGGCAAACUCAGGCUGAAUGGAGAGAAACUAUGGAAGAAAAGCAGAGCGGUAAAAGUUGGUGACACUCUGGAUCUCAUCAUCGGAGAGGAUAAAGAAACAGAAACUGCUGUAGUUAUGAGAGCUGUCUUAAGAAAAGCCUCAGACAAGGAUGACAAUGAUAAAUACAGAGUGGUUUUAAGGCGUUGGAGAAACUUAAAGGUGCCCAAGCAAGAUGUCUUUAAGUGAACUAGGAUUUGCAUGUGGCAGUAGUUUCCUUGUGAGCAACUACAUUUGUUAUACAACAUCUGAAUUUUGGUUAAACAAAAUUCUUGCACUCUAAAAAAUAUUAUUUAAAUGGGUAUGGAAUGACAUGCCAUCUUCCUUACUGUAAACAUCACCUCUAUUCAUGUGACUGUCAGUUAGCUGCUUUUGUUUCAUACUAAGGGAACAAACAAUGUUUCUAUGAGAUGAGGUAACAAAGCAAGCCCCUCAACCCUGCCACAAAGGGUCCUUCAAACCUAGAGCUGAUUUUGGGAGAGGUGCAGGGAGGAGGGAGAAUCACCCCCCCCUCCUGUUCCAGUGACAGAAGCCUUCCAUUGGGAGAGGAUCACUAAUUGGAUUUCACCCUUAUUGUUCCCAUUAAUUUCAAGGUACAGCUUGAGCAAACACCUGUAGAAAUCAGUUUACUUCCAUAAACAAUGUCGGCUUAGCAACCAGUUGAAAAAUUACUAGAUGAUAAAGGGCAAAAUAUGUGACGACGUAAUGAUAAUUCUUAUCACCUAAGCUUGUGUGGUAUAGGAAAGCAAAAUAAAGACUUCCAGGUUAAAGGUAAGUAUUGCAUUUCACCCUGGGAAAAAUAUUUUCUUCAUUAUUAUUAUUAUUGUCAAUACAAAAUUGUGCCUGCCUUUAAAUGAGAUUUGUUGCCAUGUGAAAAUUUCUGGUGUUUAAUACUAGCUUAAUAAAGCCCAACAAUAUAUAUAAAACUGUAAAUGCAUUUUUUGUGUCCUUAAAGAUUUGGUGUUAAAAAGGUUGGCCAACACAAUGAAAAAAUUAUUGGAUUGUUAGGGAAUAUUUAAUUAAUGUUUUAAAAAGCUUAGCUUAAAACAGGGCAACAAAACUGUUGGGAGUAAAACUUGGCUGUUAAAUCGCAGUUAAACGUAAGACAAGUUUUCAAACCCUCUAUCUUUAGAAAAUCUUUUCCAUGAUGCUUACUUCCAAGGAAUCCCUGCACAUUGGCCAUUUGAUCCAUGUGUUGCAGAGGAUUCUGGGAAAUCUUCAAGGAUACGUUCUCACACUGCUUAGGUAGUCUUGUUGGGCCUCACCAUUCCCACAAAUUAACUAACAAUUCAUAGUUGGGUAGCAGAAAGCUAGCUGCCUUAAGAGGACAAACGCCUGUUAUUUCUGUUCUCAUUGUGCAACUCAGGGUUUACUGGAACAGGUUAAAUGAAACCUGCUGAUGUGAAUUCCAGUCCUUGGAAUUUACAGAAAAUCCUACUCAAUAUUCUGGUUUUCUUAAUUAAAUGUCUCUGUUUAGCCACCCUAUGGUAAGGAUUUUAUUAUAGUUGAUGCCUAUUUUUGCCUUUAUAGACUUAGAAUAAAAUGAAUUGGGACACAAAGGAAGUUUACA